Messenger RNA from Doryrhamphus excisus (bluestripe pipefish), 5995 nucleotides. The record is from RefSeq and is a predicted model, not a curated record. Lineage: Eukaryota; Metazoa; Chordata; Actinopteri; Syngnathiformes; Syngnathidae.
ACACCCUGAGGAUGGUCGUCGUCAGUGCAUGCGCUGUCAGUGGUCUGGACUCUUGUUUCAUGGUGUGUGUGUGUCUAGCUCUCUUGUGGAGAACAUCCUAACAGCAGAGCACGUAGAUAGAUAGAGCUUUGUGCUGCACCGACCAUUCUUCCGAGGAGCAAUCACUGCAAAACAUCCAGGCAAGCCUUUUUUAUUGUUAUUUUUCUCCUUUACAAUGGAGUUGUCGUUGUUGGUUAUGACAGAUGAUAAUCAUAAAACGAAAUAUGCAUGCAUGUAAAAUAAAUUUGGCUAUGUUAGAUUGAAAGUUGGGUGUUUAAACUUAUAUCCUGUAUGGGGGACGUUCCUAUAGGGACUGAGAAGAACAUCCUUUGUUGUUGUUGUUGUUGUUGUUUAUGUUUGGGGGCACCAAAUGAAACCAAACAAACCCCCAAAUUUGGCGGCUAUCAUAGCAAAUAAUUGAAUAAUCUGUACUAUUUGUACUGAUAUGAAUGUGUAUCGUCGAGAUAGAUGAUAGGUACUGUAGAUAGCAAUGACUCAGUCAAAUGCAUCAGUCUGACAUCAUGAUGUGAUGAUGCCAUCUGGUAAAGGUUGUAAAGAACAAGUUUUCAUAUGAGGGAGAAAAGAAGGACAUUAUGUUCAACUACAACUUUCAAUUACAUGCCCAAAUCAUCAUUAGAAAGCAGUUGGCGUGGAUGAAUAUGAAUUCAUAUCCAUGCUGUAACGUAGCCCAUCUGCUCCAAUGAGACAGCUUGAGUCAAAGCUUGUUUACAUGCCGUGCAAACAGUUUGUGCGCAUGUGUACUGUAUAUCCACCCUACUGUUUAUGUUGACGUGUUAAAUGAAGAAUGAUUUGGUUUCCCCUUGAAGGGACAGUAGAUCCUCGUCAUUAAACAGUUUGAUGCUGUUUGUGCUGAAGGAAGAUUCUGAUUAUAAUUUUAAAAAAUUAAAAACUGUCACUUUUAUUGCAAAUGUUGAUCCAAAAUCGAAGAAGAACAUCAACGUCAAGUUUGCAAAGUUUUGGAAGGAAAAGCGGAGCAAGCUGUGCGUCAAAAGUAGAUAUUAUUAGAGCCCUCUACACAUGAAAUAACACCCCUAUAGUCACCUUCACACUCGUAUUAGCCAACAUAGUGGACAUAAUAACAGAAAACAAGCCAUUUAAGACUCUUACUCGCUUACUCACGUGCAUUCCUAGAGGAUAUUCGUGGGUGGUAGACAGGAAGUAAUGUCUUAGGAUCAGAUUAGAGUUGCUGUGGGUUACAGAUGCAACAGUAGCCUGUGUUACCUUAAUGAUGAUUUAUUAUAAUUCUAAUAUUAUUAUUAUAGUGCCUGUUGUGAGAUAAUUUAAAACUGCAAUACCUGCAAGGCCUGUUUUUCCAGUCAUCAGUGGUGAUUGUACAGUAACAUUACAGUAACAUUACUGACACCUAGUGACCAGUGUAGAAUGCUACAUAUUACAAUUUGAAUGCGUCUUCUGGAUGCCUUAUAUUUGUAUUUUGGUUAAUUCAGCAAUUUUUAUGAUUGAAAUGCUUAAUUUAUGGGAAAAUACUGAAAAUUUGUUUAAAUGUGGAUAUAUACUGACUAAUAAUAGGCCAUAUUCAAACACGAAACAGUAGGAUUUAUGAAUUAAUAAAUAUUUUUAAACCGUGAUAAAGUGAAGCCAUGAAACUCGAAGAGCAAAGGGAUCACAGGAGGACGGAAAAUCACCUGAUCUACGCCGCCCCAUUGCCUAUAAUCAAAAAUGCCUGCGAAUGCUUCGCUAGAUAACACCAUCUAACUGCAUGGUGACACCCCCACAAGGGUCUCAGGAUGAGCUGCAGAAGUUGCCACACUGUUCACUGCUCCGUUCUCUAAAAUGUGUUGCUAAGACUGUUGCUAGGGUGCUUCCACGAGGGUGGAAGCGCUUCCCUGCUUGAUACUUCAUAUCAUUUUGAUGUACCAAUUCACUAGACAGCCACACAUGCACCGUGGUCCUGUGGCUGCAGUGUAUGAGGAUGCUGAAGAGAAAAUGAAAGUAGGUAACAGAGGCCACCUAGAUUAAGUUUCCAUUUUAGAAUCUGACAAGAUGAGGUUGAGUUUUAUUCCCACUGUGUGCAGUUCUAUUUUUGUCAUCCUUUGUGGUGUGAAGAAAUAGGAUCUUUCAAGGUACAAAGUGUCUUACUUGCAUCAGACCAUUGAGUGGUAAUACAGUAUAUUAUUAGAAUAUCAUUAAAUUUAUCUUGAUACAGAGAACAUAACCAUUUGGUGGAGUGAAUAAAAGAGGAUUCAAAGUAGCACAAACACCUUGGGGGGGUCAAUAAAAAAGUGCGCAUAUGCACUUACGCAAUAGACCCAUUAAGCUGAGAGGCAGAGCAAAAGGAGUGACGUGAUAAUGUGAAUUGGAUUCAAGCAUGAAAGGAAAUUGUGCAUUAUUUAGCUUUAGAGCAUUAAUAAGAAAUGUUUGUUCCUUGUUUCUUGUCUUUGUUUAUGUCCUCCCACAGUUAAUUGAAUUUGGCCUUACAUAAUAAGAUAAGUGUUAGCUAAACUGCUGACUCAAAUUACCCAUGGGUGGGAAUAGAAAUGUGAAUUGUUAUUUUUCAAUAUAAACUUUAUGAUUUAUUGUUGGGGCCGAGUGGUUAGCAUGUUAGACACACGGUCACUGGAAGAUCUGGGUUAGAUUCUCCAAAUAUUUUCCACCGUGGGGCACAUUGAAAAUAAAAAGAUACAAGGUCCACCAUUAAUAUCAUAAAAUUAAAAAUUGUCACAUUUUUUUCUCUUAAUAUUGUGGCUUUAUUGUUUGAAUAAUUUUGCAGAUUUUUUCAUUUUUUUAUUAUUUUAAAUUAUAUAUUAAGAAUGUGCUGCAGGCCAAUAAAAAACCUGCUGCGGGCCGCAAAUGUUCCUUGGGGCGCACUUUGGACACCCUUGUACUAAACCAUAAAAAUAAAAGCUUUUAAUGUGAUUUAUUUGACCUUAAAAAGCCUACAACCAAUUUUAUAAGGCCCUAAAAUUGAAUGUGCUGAUUAUGGUUGGCACUCUACUUUCUGUGCCAUCUGUACCAGGCUGAGCAAGUACUUUGUGUGUAUGCGUGUGUGUGUGUGUGUGUGUGUGUGUGUGUGUGUGUGAUUUAGCGGCUCUACCGAAAGAGGGUCUUUGUUCUUUGUUUUUCUUUUUGCCCGCUUCAUACAAACUCUUCUUCAUUUUCUUUAGAGAAACAUGGGGCCGUUCCAAGAAUAUGAGGAAAAGAAGUCCCCUGAGAAAGGCAGCCCUCGCAGUCGCAUCCCACGUUUGGUCCUCCAUCCCUUUCAGCCUAAGGGCAAAGGGUCACCUCUUUCUGACUCCCCUUUCUCAGAGGAGGAGGGAAAAGAGUGUGAUGUCAGCUCAGAUCACUCCAAGAGGACAAUCAGCACCAACAGUUUUUACUCUGAUGACACCGGCUGCCCCACUAGUCAGUCUGUGUCCCCCUCCAAAACCCCGUCAGGGUCAGAACAGAGUACCCACAGCUCGCCGUCAACACUCCCAGAGCGCAAGACCAAAGUGAAGAGGGUGCGAGUGAUGGCAGAGGGAAGUGGAGAACCACGAAGCGCACCGAGGCGCAAGAAGGAACUGAGGCCUGCCAUGACAGCCAGAGGAAGCGAGGCAGACUUCAGCUCGUCCAGCAGUACAGGAAGCCUAAAGACCAGGGAGAGCCUGAUUUCCAAAUCAUCAGGAAAGAAGGCUCCUUCUCGCAGUCGCAGUACCCACAUCCGGUCGUUCCCAGUCUUCAAACCAGCAGGGAGCCCUGCCAGCAACCGUGAUGCAGAUCUCUACGCUCCCUACAGGACACCACCCAGAGGUGCUUCCUCGACCACAAACAGCAGCAGCUGCAACUCCAGCCCAACCUCCAGGCGAGCAAACUUGGGCCGCUACCACUACUGUGGAGAUAACCAUGGAAUCAAACCCCCGAACCCUGAGCAGUACCUCACCCCUCUGCAGCAGAAGGAAGUGGCCAUCAGACACUUGAAGACGAAGCUGUUGGAGUCGGAGAACAGGAUGCAUGACCGAGAGUCCGAAAUCGAGGAGCUCAAAGGCCAGCUUAGCAGAAUGAGGGAAGACUGGAUUGAAGAGGAGUGUCACCGAGUGGAGGCCCAGCUGUCCCUCAAAGAGGCCCGGAAGGAAAUCAAACAGCUGCGGCAGGUGGUGGAGACCAUGAAGAGCAGCCUGAUGGAGAAGGAUAAAGGGAUACAGAAGUACUUUAUUGAUAUAAACAUCCAAAAUCGGAAGUUGGAGUCUCUGUUGCAAAGCAUGGAGCUGGCUCAGAGCGGUGCCAACCUGCAAGAUGACAACACGCUGGACUUGAUCUUUGACAGCACCGACAGCAGUCGAAAGAAGCUGAUGGGCGAGGACGAGGGUGUUAUGGAGUUGGGCGAUCAAGCAGAAGAAGCCAUGGCUGAUAGUGGCCUGCUGAUAAACGAUGAGAUGGCCAACAGAGCUGACAUCUUAGAGCAGGUCUUUAUGUCCACUGCGGUGGACUUCAGUCAGGACUCCAUCAACAAAGAAAAACCUGUGCUAGGGUCUGGCUCUGGGGUGUCUACAUUAUCAGAAAAAUCCGAUCCACCUCCAUCAGCUACACAAGAUACCAGCUGUAUCCUUUCUCUCUCCCAGGAGAAGACUGAAGAUAAAGGGAUCCAGACUGACAUAACGCCCAUGUCUCAAGACCUCCAGGCUCUGCUUUACCAGCUUCUUAAAGAACCAACGUUGUCCAUCUCCAACACUCUUUUGGGCUUCCAAAACCUUCCCAGCACCACCACUAGAUUGAUGCCUUCCGUACCCAACAUGCUAACCCCUGCUUCACUUGACAGCACCAUCUUGUACGACUCAGAUCCUGCACAGAGCACCCGGUUCAUGGAUGAGUUAGAUUUUGGUGUGAGCACAGAAAAAAGUCCCGUGUCACCAGAACUGGGUGUGGUGGGCAAGCAGUAUUGGAGCACCAGUUUCCUGGUGGAUCUGGUUGCAGUGGCAGCCCCGGUGUUACCCACAGUAGCCUGGCUCUACUCGCGGCACGGUGUGGAUGGAAGCGCUCCGGUCUACAAUAUUGCUGCACUCAUCCGGGGAUGUUGCAUUAUGGGAUUGCACUCUCUCCGUCACGUUGCUCACAGGCCAGUUGUGUAACGGCUUUCAACUCACAAGAACACAUCUCACUUUGAAUUAGAAGCACUUUCAAGUUUUUUUCUUUUUGUGAUCACAUAAUGCAGCUUUUGGGGGUCCAGCACUUUUACACCGCACUGUAUAUUACCAUCAGUUGACGCAAAAUGCUAAGAAGAAUAUUCAUUUAUGGGGGCAAUUUAUUUCUAGUUUCUCAAUAAGAUGAUCAUCUUGGUAGAUGAUUGUGUUCAUUGUUUUGUAAUGUCCCAUGUUGUCUUUAUGUUAGAGUAAAAGAUUGUCUAUUUCAGUUUGAGAUGUCUGACUUAUUGUUGAAAAAGAAACCUUAAACCUUCAGCCAAAGCUUUAAUGUAAAGUCACCUUUUUUUGUGAAGUGUAUAUUUUUUCCUUUAAGCUUUAUUAUGUAUUGCUAGCAGAAAGUUCAUAGUUAUGUGCCUGAGCUAUGUGCAAUACAAGUGGUUUACAUCAGAUGUCUAUGUAUAUUUAUUAUUAAAGCAUGAUAACCAGCCAACUGUGUGGACCCUUGACAUUUUUUGACAGGGUUGUGCUGCUGCAAAUGAAGUCUCUUAUGUAAGAUGCCUGUAAAAGUUACCUCAGAGCUUCAUUUAUUCAAGAUGUUCAUAUUAAUAAAUAAGUGGAAAGUAUCCAGAUGGCCCGACACUGUACCCAUAACUUAAGUAAACUUUUUCUCCGUUUGUUUUCAUGUCCCUUGGGUUAAAAAGCUGACAAGGUGAAGUGCAUUAAAUCCACUUUACUGGAGCUGGAAAACAGCGGCAAAGACAAACUGGGUCAGUGCCACUGCAGCUGUGUGUGUGUGUGUGUGUGUGUGUGUGUGUGUGUGUGUGUGUGUGUGUGUGUGUGUCGACCCAUACUUUUCAGAA